Pteronotus mesoamericanus is the source of this 5237-nucleotide messenger RNA. It is a transcript of the gene ZDHHC20, whose product is annotated as zinc finger DHHC-type palmitoyltransferase 20. The record is from RefSeq and is a predicted model, not a curated record. NCBI's taxonomy places the organism in Eukaryota, Metazoa, Chordata, Mammalia, Chiroptera, Mormoopidae. The coding region runs from base 88 to 1185 and encodes 365 amino acids. The transcript is spliced from 13 exons. Gene Ontology annotation, molecular function: palmitoyltransferase activity.
CCGCGGGAUUAGCCGUUGUCCGAUCUGCCGCGUCGCUACCCGGAGCUCGGUACUCCUCGGGGGUUGGUGCUGCAGCCGCCCCGGAACAUGGCGCCGGGGCGGUUCUGGCACUGCUGCCAGCGCGGCGUAGGAUGGGUGCCGGUGCUGUUCAUCGCCUUCGUGGUGGCCUGGUCUUACUACGCGUACGUGGUGGAGCUGUGCGUGUUUACUCUUUCUGGAAAUGGAGAAAAUGGAAAGGCCGUUGUUUACCUUGUGGCUUUUCAUCUGUUCUUUGUUAUGUUUGUAUGGUCCUAUUGGAUGACAAUUUUCACCUCUCCCGCUUCCCCCUCCAAAGAGUUCUACUUGUCCAACUCUGAAAGAGAACGUUAUGAAAAAGAAUUCAGCCAAGAACGACAACAAGAAAUUUUGAGAAGAACAGCCAGGAACUUACCUAUCUACACUACCUCAGGCUCAAGGACCAUCAGGUAUUGUGAAAGAUGUCAGUUGAUUAAACCUGACCGUGCGCAUCAUUGCUCAGCAUGUGACAUAUGUAUUCUUAAGAUGGAUCAUCACUGUCCUUGGGUGAAUAACUGUGUGGGAUUUUCUAAUUACAAAUUCUUCCUGCUGUUUUUAUUGUAUUCCCUAUUAUAUUGCCUUUUUGUGGCUACAACAGUUUUACAGUACUUCAUAAAAUUUUGGAUGAAUGAACUCACAGAUACACGUGCCAAAUUCCAUGUACUGUUUCUUUUCUUUGUGUCAACGAUGUUCUUCAUUAGCGUUCUGUCGCUUUUCAGCUACCACUGCUGGCUGGUUGGGAGAAACAGAACAACAAUAGAAUCAUUCCGUGCACCUACAUUUUCAUAUGGACCUGAUGGAAAUGGUUUCUCACUUGGAUGCAGUAAAAAUUGGAGACAAGUCUUUGGCGAUGAAAAGAAAUACUGGCUACUUCCAAUAUUUUCAAGUUUGGGUGAUGGUUGCAGUUUUCCAACUCGCCUUGUGGGAAUGGAUCCAGAACAAGCUUCUGUUACAAACCAUAAUGAAUAUGCCAGAAGUAUUGGCUUAAAUCAACCCUUUCCUAUCAAACCACUUAGUGAAUCGAAAAACCGAUUGCUAGACAGUGAAUCUCAGUGGACAGAGAAUGGCUCUGAAGAAAGCACUGUAAGAUCAGGGACAAAGAACCAUGUUACAGUGGCAAUAGAAAAUUGAGUACGAUGUGUUCAUAACUAACUCAUUGAAUAAGAAUAAGGUUUAUAAAGAACAUAUUAUGGACUGAUAUUUUCAGUAUUAUUUGCAAGAAAAUUGUCAAUGGGAUGAAAUAUUUGAAGUAUAGCAAAAGAUAUAUUUUUUUCAAAAGAAGCCUUUGUACAGAUCGCUGAAUCCACAGAAGCGCUACUUUAGGACAGAACGGGAAGAUGCCUUAAUCUUAAAUAAUUUCAACAAUGACUUACAGCUACAAAAGUGACUUAAUUUUACUUUGCAAAUAACACCUGUUAUGAGAUGUUAUAAUGGGUUAGAUCACAUGGUAACAUGGCAUAUGUAUUUUUGGAUACCUAAGUUACGCUAUCAGAGUUGUUUUCUUAGUGUCCAUGUGAACUGUGACUGCAGAAACACAAGCUUAAAAAACUUGUCUUAAUUGAAGUACAUCUGGGGCAGUUUGGUGGCUAAAAGUGAAUGAUAAUAUCCAAAUCACUGUUGCUUGUACUAUGUAAGGAAAAGAAAAGAGCUGUUUUUUAAAAAUUGAGUGUUUGGUAAUUUAUAAUUACUGUUUUAUACUUUUCAACAUUUUUAAUAAAGGUUUUUUAUUGUUGGCUCUACAGUAACACUCAUAAGGGUUAAGAUAUCUAAAUAUAAUGAUUUAAAACAUGGAGCACAUUUGAAUAAUUCAUUGAAGGCUUAGUUCUGAGCAUCAAUACAACAAUUUGUAUUAUGUGCUUAAAGCUUAAAGAAAACUUGGCAGUUUAAGAAAUAUUUUUGUUUCUCUCUGCUUUAAAAUUACUUUCUGUUAAAUUUUUAUUAGUAUACUCGCAAGCAAACACAAAGGUACGUGUGCUGUAGAAAUAUUGGACAAAGUAGAAAUAGGCAGAAGUGGCCAGAAGAAAAGUGAAGAAAAAGAUAGACAGGCUGUUGUAAGCUGUUAAAAAUAUUUUCAGUCCUAAGGUAUGUAGAAUGCAACAUGUUAUUAAAUUGACUUUGAAAUUUCAAUUUAGGUAAUGAAAAAUUACUUUAGAACUUUUUACAGUAAUCCUAUUAACAGCUUUAACAGUGACUUAAAAUGCAGUUUCAUAGGGUGAAACUGUUUAGGAUCAUGCUUCUCUCAGCAAAGAAAUUUUACUUGAGUAGCCAUUUGAAACUUUCAGUCUCUGACAGGUAGAGUUCGCUGUUAAAAGCAAAAUAUAAGAUCUGAACUACUAACAGCAACUUCUUGCUGCCUAGCCACUACCCUCUUUCCUUUCGAAAUCCAGUCUAAGUGGCAAGAAUUAUUGCAUUACUUAUAAAGGAAAAUACAGUAUCUAAUAAAUGUUAAUCCUUGUUUAUACUGUUUAGACAAAUAUACACAUACAAACCAAAAUAAUUGAUUGCUUCCAGGAGUGGAUAGAAAUCUUUUGUGUAUGUUGACAAUUUUUAUUUCUUCAUUUGUGAAUUAUCUGAGAACCUAAUAAGUAUCCAGCACUGUGCUGCAUGUUUAAAAACAAGUACCACAAAAUCUUCCAAAGAACCAUGCAAAAUAAAUACCACAGUCUCUAUUUUACAGAUAAGAAAGCGGAGGCAUAAAGAUCUUAAGUAUCUUCUCAAGGUCACACAGCAAGUAAAUGACAAAGUUUUGCUUCAAAUUCAGAUCAGUGAUCCCCAAUUUCAUGCUCUGACUGCAGUACCACAUUGCUUCCCUGAGAUAGUUUUGAAAUGUAUUUUAAUAGAGGGGGUAAGAUUAAAGAACUCCUUUGCUAGCCAUGUAAGGAAUAUUGUGAGACUGCUUACUUGUGUCUAUUUAAAGUUUUGAAGGUAGAGAAGGAAUGAAUGAGAGACCUUUUCACAAUUACAAAAUCCAACUGCAUCAUUUGUAUAGACUCUGAAGAGUUAAAUGAGUUGCUAGAUGCGGUGGUUUAAUCAAAAGAUGGGACAAAAGAGGGCAAAAAAAAUACAAACAGCACAAGAAUCUGAAUCUUGUCAGAUUCAUGGCUCUGUGUGCUUUGCACAAUGGGUUUCCUGUUUGGAUUUCUCUCUGCACGCACCUGGUGACUCUGCUAAAAUGUCAGAUCCUCUACAAAACCUCACCAUUUUUCUUUUUCUUUCUUUUUUUAAUUUUUAAAAUUUAAUUUUUACGGUAUUUUUCCCCAUUACUAUUUAGUCCCUUAUCCUCCCCUUCCCCUGGCAAUCACCACACCUGUUGUCAUGCCCAUGCGUUCUUUUUCCUUUUUGCUCAAUCCCUGCACCGCCUCACCUCUAGCCUACCCUCACUCGCUUCAUCCUGCUCUCCAUCUAUGAGUCGGUCUCCAUUUUCUUUGUAAGUUUAAGUUUCAUCAUUGGAUUCCACAUAUGAAUGAAAUCAAAUGGUAUUCGUCUUUCUCUGACUGGCUUAUUUCACUUAGCAUAAUGUUCUCUAAGUCCAUCCAUGCUGUCGUAGAAGGUUAAACUGUCCUUCUUUACGGCUGAGUAUUAUCUCAUAGUUGUUUUAUCCACUCAUCUACUGGUGCACACUUGAACUACUUCUGUAUUUUGGCAAUUGUAAAUAGUGCUGCAGUGAACAUAGGGGUGCUUAUGUUCUUUCGAAUUAGUGUUUUGGGUUCCUUAGGAUAUAUUACCAGAAGUGGGAUCACUGGGUCAAAAUGCAGACCCAUUUUUAAGUUUUGAGAUUUCUCCACACUGCUUUCCACAAUGGUUGUACAAGUCUGCAUUCCCACGAACAGUGCAAAAGGGUUCCCCUUUCUCCACAUCCUUGCCAGCACUUGUUUGUUGAUUUAUUGAUGAUAGCCAUUCUGACAGGUGUGAGAUGAUAUAUUAUUGUGGUUUUAAUUUUCACUUCUCUGAUGAUGAGUGACAUUGAGCAUCUUUUCAUAUGUCUAUUAGCCACCUAUAUGUCCUCUUUGGAGAAGUGUCUCUUCAUGUCCUUUGCCAUUUCUUAAUUGGGUUGUUUGUUUUUUUGGUGUUGAGUUUUGUUAAGUUCUUUAUAAAUUUUGGAUAUUAUUUUACCACAUGUGUUAGCGAAUAUGUCCUUCCAUUCUGUGGGUUGUCUUUUUAUUUUGUUGAUGAUUUCCUUUGCUGUGCAAAAAUUUCUUAGUUUGAUGUAGUCCCAUUUGUUUUAUUUUGUUUUUGUUUGUUUCCGUUACCUGGGGAAAGAUAUCUGAUAAAAUAUUGCUGCAAGCAAUGUCCAAGAUUUUGCUGCCUAUGUUUUCUUCUACAAUUUUUAUGGUUUUGGGUCUAACAUUUAAGUCUUUGAUCCAUUUUGAAUUUAUUCCUGUGUGUAGUGUAAGAAUGUGUCUCAUUUCAUUUUUCUGUACGUAUCUGUCCAAUUUCCCCAAAACCAUCUAUUGAAUAAACUAUCGUUAGUUAACCGAUUGCAUGUGCUUGCUUCCUCUGUCGAAUAUUAAUUGACUAUAAAGGUGUGGGUGUAUUUCUGAGCUCUAUUCUGUUCCAUUAACCUACGUGUGUGUUUUUAUGCCGGUACCAUGCUGUCUGUGGCCUUAUACUACAGUUUGAUGCUAGGUAGCGUAAUUCCUCCAACUUCGUUCUUCAUUCUCAAGAUACCUGUUGCUAUGCGGGGCCUUUUGUGAUUCCAUAUAAAUUUUUGAAAUAUUUGUUCUAGUUCUGUGGAAUCUUGUUCUGUGGAUUGGAAUCUUGAUAGGAAUUGUGUUCAGUGUAUAGAUUGCUUUGGGUAGUAUGAGUAUUUUAAUGUUAAUCCUCCCUAUUCAUGAACAUGUUAUGUGCUUCCACUUAUUUGUAUCUUACUCAAUUUCUUUGUUAGUGUGUUAUUGGCAUAUAAAAAUGCAACUGAUUUCUUGAUAUUAAUUUUGUAUACUGCUACUUUGCCAAAUACAUUGAUCAGUUCUAGUAGUUUCUUGGAAUCUCUGGUGUUCUCUAUAUAUAGUAUCAUGUCAUCUGCAAAUAAUGCCAGUUUUACUUCUUCCUUUUCAAUUUGGAUGUCUGUUAUUUCUUCCUCUUGUCUGAUUGCUGUGGUUAGGACUUCAGUACCAUGUUGAGUAAGAGAGGUGAAAGCGGUUAUCCCUAUCUUGUUCCUGAUCCUAAGGGGAAUGCUUGUAGUU